Messenger RNA from Aquila chrysaetos chrysaetos, 1704 nucleotides. RefSeq lists its product as uncharacterized. NCBI's taxonomy places the organism in Eukaryota, Metazoa, Chordata, Aves, Accipitriformes, Accipitridae. Bases 1 to 906 code for a protein of 301 amino acids. The record is from RefSeq and is a predicted model, not a curated record. The transcript is spliced from 2 exons.
AUGUCCUUAGAAUCCUACUGGAUUCUUGCUGUCCACAAAGCUGUGCCUUAUCUUUUAGGUGCGUUGAAGAAGUGGGAGAAGAAGAGAAACCGUAAUACUGGCGAUACAAAAGUCUUCAGAGACUGGCUGCUUUUACAUUGCCCUUCCGAAACGCGCGAGAUUUAUAAGCUGCCACCGGAAGACCUCGAUAAUUACUUGGCCUCGUUCUACUCUUCUGCAAAGAGACAGAAUGGCACAGAUUUUUCUGCCAGUUCUUUGCACUUCUUUCAGAGCAGCAUAGAGAGGUACCUCAAGGACCACAACUACAAGUACAGUGUGGUUAAAGGGUUGGAAUUCAGAGCAUCUCAGGAAGCCUUGAAACUAAAGCAUCAGCACCUAUCUCAAAAAGAGAGAGAAGGAGAGUGGAGUAUUUUGGAGAACCUGACAGAUGAAGAUGUGGAAAGUCUACGUAAGAAGGGACUUUUAAGUAAGAUGCACCCUCAGGGCUUUUUGCACCUCAUGUUCACAAAUAUCAUUAGGGGGUUUGGGGCAAGUACACACAGUCAGAGCCAUAAUCUGUACUGGGGACAGCUUGUGCUCAAAAAGAACGAGGGAGAGCUGGAGUACUUGGAGUGGAAGGAUGAUCUGAACGCAGAGGUAAAUACAAGGGAAUUGGGUCCACGUCUCUUUGCCAAGCCUGACAAUCCAGAUAACUGUCCAGUUGCAGAUUAUAAGGAGUAUGCUAAGAGGAGGCCACUGGAUAUGCUUCAUGACUACGAUCCACUUUAUCUAACGCCCAAGCCUCGGUGCUCCAUAUGGGACCAAAUAUGGUACUGUAGAAAGUCACUGACAAAAGCCAAAAUGGAAAAGAUCUUGAAAGUUAUUAUCCAGCAAGUCAAAGGACCUGUAAAGAAGUCCAAGAAAUAAAGGUAUCCAUUUAGUUUCUGCUGUGCCACUUUUUGGUAGGAGCAUGUUUCAAAGUAGUCUUUGAAAGGUUUAAGUGGCAAUAUUUAGUAUAGGUUGAGGAGAACAUCCUUCUCUUCGGUUUCACCUUAGAACAUAAGUAAUCCACAAAUUUGCAUCACCUUAGUGUUCAGGUUAAGUGAAAAACUUCUAUUGUUCUUUGUAUUAAUGGAAUUGAUAGUUCAGUAAGUUAAAUAAAUAUGAGAAUCUUAGGUUUCACAUUUGUAAAAGAAGUUAAUAUUCUACUGGAUUAUUAAUGACAUGAUAAAAUAGCCAAUGUUAACAUGGAGAGGGCUCGGUAGCUGAAUAGCUUGGCUAGGAGUUUAAGCUGCACUCAUGUUUAGGGGAGCUGACACGUACACAGCAUUUAGUCUAUAGUAUAAGCCUAUUGAAAAAAGUAACACAAGUUAGUUCUGGGAUGGAAGGAGAACGGUGAAAUGCUGUGUUUGCCAGCUGCUAAUCCAUAUCUCAUGGGAAUGCUUUCAACAAGGUUUAUGUCAUUUUUCUUAGUGAAAGAUUUGUAGAUUUAAGAAGUUGCGAUUGGGUUUUAAAAAGUUAUGUAAAAUGGCUGACAGCGUUGAAAGGUUUUAUGGUAAGUGUUUUCCCCAGAGUGCUAAAUAUAGCUACAUAAAUACACUUUGGUAGAUGUAGUCAACUUUUUUCAGCUGUUCAAGUACUAUUCAGUCAAUAUGUUGUCUUAUGGUUCAGUCAAGUUACUGGGUUGCAUUGUUGACAUAACCUAAUAAAAGAAGAAUUACUCAA